Molecule: messenger RNA, 3840 nt
Organism: Symbiodinium natans
Lineage: Eukaryota; Dinophyceae; Suessiales; Symbiodiniaceae
Source: the annotation of a GenBank genome assembly
AUGGCUGAACAGGCGGCUUUAUCUGUGCUGCAAGAUGGUCAUGAACCCGAGGCCCUUGCACAGAGGCAAGACCUUCGACACGACUGGGAAUCCAGGAUUGCUGCAUCCAAUCGGCUACAAGCUACAAAGGUUAACUCGUUGAUGACGUCGAUUCAAAAGCUGCAAAAGGAGAACCUCUUGCUUCGCAAGCGUGGCCACGAGGUUAACCGAACAGGUCAGUACAAGCGACUCCAAAGCGAGCUUGGCCGACAGGAUGUUAUGAUCGAGGCGCUGAGGUACUGCAUUGGGCCAGCGAAGGCCCAGGAGCUGGCAGCAAAUGCCUUGGAUGCCCUUCUGACGAGGGGGGCGACGAGGUGUUCAUCCUGUCACACCGCCGCGCCCGAGCUUUUCCGGGCAAGCGGGGCAUUGCUCUGCAAAAGCUGCUACAGUCACCGCUACUGGCAGGAGCCGCCCGCAGAGCUGCGAGCGCAACUGUCAGACGUAUCUUCCCUGGCGGCGUUUCCCGAGACCAAGGAAGAACUUGAAGAAGCGUGCAAUGCAGCUGAGCUGGAGCUUGCAAGUGCCAAGCGUGCCCUGAAGAAGGCAGAGCAGAGUGAAGCGCCCUUGCAACGCUUGCAGUCUGAGUCCUGGGCCCCGGGACUUCAGACAGCCGCCGCACUUAGCAACUUGCUUGCGGGCUACGUCCAGCGGGCCGACCAGCUUCAAAAAGAGAACGAGUCCUUGGACACCCAUCGCCGUCAACUGGAAGAUACAAUAGCACAGCAGGAGCAACUUGCCAAGCUUCAGCUUCAUGACCAAGUGUCUGCUCUGCCAACGACCAAGCAUGGCGUUCCUGCAGUUGCGUUGGAGGACCUCCAGACCCGUUUAAACAUCAAGAGCGGCGAGGUGGAUCGUUUGGCCCGAGUGGUCAAUGAGCUUCGCCAGCGCCUCUCAUUCCAGAAGGACAAGCAGGAUUCCGUGCUGAAAGAGGAGCAGGGCAUCGCAAGUGCGUUCUCUGAACUCCAAGAGGACAUGGGCAAGUGGACCGAGGCCACGUCAGAAGAGCAUGCUUCACACAUGAAUAAGUUGAAGCAAGCCAAAGAACAGGUAGUACAGCAGCUGGUGAAGGGUCACGAGCAGCUCCGUGAAGCACAGGGCAAACUGCGAAAGUCUGUGCAGAGUGUUCACCAGCAGAAAGACCCCCUGGAGCUGGAGACACGAGUCAAGGCACAGGCAAGAAGGCUAAGAGAGGCUUUGAAAGAUUUCCAUGGGAGCAUCGAGCCAAGCAAGUUCUGGUCAAAGGUGCGAGCCGAGGCUGACGAGUUUGGAUUGGAACCGCAAGUCCAGGCGGCGUUACGCCGGCAUGGCUAUGAAUCCAAUGAAGGCGAAGCUUCGAAGCUGGAGGUCGCUGCCCUGAAGGUCGACCUGUGUGCCCUCGAGUUGGGCAGUCAGGAAUCUCAGGUUGCUGGAGCCAUGAUACGAAAGUGGGAAGCCGACCGAGAAAAGAUGCAAGAGGCGUUCCGCGCUGAAGCCAAAGAACAGCUGGCAGCGCUGGACCGGAUCCAAAGCCUGAACACUUCUGAGCAUGCUGCUCUCGAGCACGCCAAGAGUCAGGCAGCCGCUGAGAGGAAAGAGGCAAUGCAGAAAGCGUGGAGGCAGAGUGCACGAACAGAAUUCGAGGGACCUGGGACAGAACAGCUGGCCCAAAUCGCCCAUGUGAGAGGCCUUACAAGCACGCUAGACGACACCGUGGAACAGCUUCGCGGGAAGCUGCAGGCAGUUCAAGCCGAAGUCGCUAAUGGUCGGAUACAAGAUGAAGCCCACGCCAGAUCGCUGGCUCAGGCGGUUCAGAGUCGCAAGGACGCGGCUGAGAGGAACCGGCAGGCAAAAGAGUUCAGGGAGGAGAUCGACGACAUGCAAAGAUCGGUCACUGAGGAACGCCAGAUGGCGCAGUCUGGCAUAGCAAAGCUUCGGGCCACGGCUGAGUUCUGCACCAGCCUGUUGAGCAACGAAGCAAGAGAAGCCGAAGCAGGAGUCUGUGCACCCGGGCCGUCCCUUCUGCCAUUGCCCUCGAAGUUACUCGUGGAUUGGAAAGAAAGCAUGAGACUUCAGGCAGAGCUCGACCUUCUGCAGGAAGAGUUGUCCAAAACGCAACUAGCCCAGACAAAGAUCUGGAGCGCGGAGGCUCCGGAGGAGAUCGAGACAAUGCAAGCGCAAGUGGUCGAGCUCGAAGCCGCGUCUGUCGACCUGCACGAGGAAGUAGCUGACCUCGGCACGAGACUUCAAGCCGCCCGCGUCUUGCUGCAGCGAAGACUCAAGAAGUCUGGAUUUGGAGUAAGCCUGGCGGAGUUGCUCGAUGUUCUGGCUUUGCCACCUCUUUUUGCCUUGUUCGCAGAUUGCAGUGACACGGCUUACAAUGUCGCCAGGUUUCCUUCCCGCGCUGUGAGCAAUGCUUCCUUCUCAGACAGGGCAGCCAUGGGAAACACUCCUGGCGGCAUGCCGGGUGCAGGGGGAGGCAAGCUCUACGGCUCGGUGCUUGAUAAGAAAGAUGGUGACGACAAGAAGAAGAAGCACGAGGCAGAGCAAGAAAGGUCGCCAGCAAACUCCCCUCGGUUGUGCCGAAUUCGAAGUGGCUCGGCUUUUGCUCCGAUCUGCCCGGCUUUCGGCAUGUGCGCUCUACCCAGCAUCUUGGAAGAGUUGACCGCGAGGUGCCGCCUGCGACUUCUGAAGCACGAUCGGGUGAAGGACUACCUGAUGAUGGAGGAGGAGUUCAUUCAGGAGCAGCAGCGGUUGAAGCCCAAAGAAGAUAAGGAAUCCGAUGAAAAGUCCAAGCUUGAUGACAUUCGUGGGACUCCAAUGGACGUCGGCUCACUGGAAGAGUUCAUCGACGAGAACCACUGCAUCGUGUCGACGGCACUGGGCCCUGAGUACUAUGUGAACAUCCUUUCCUUUGUAGACAAGGAUCAGCUGGAGCCCGGCUCUUCGAUCCUCAUGCAUCACAAGAAUUUGAGCGUCAUCGGCCUCCUUGUGGACGAGGUGAACCCACUUGUGAGUGUCAUGAAGGUGGACAAGGCACCAACGGAAUCUUACGCAGACAUUGGAGGCUUGGAGGAGCAGAUCCAAGAGAUGAAGGAGGCCGUUGAGCUGCCUCUCACCCACCCAGAGCUCUACGAGGAUGUUGGCAUCAAGCCGCCCAAGGGUGUCAUCCUUUACGGCGUGCCAGGAACCGGAAAGACGUUGUUGGCUAAGGCUGUGGCCAGUGAGACAUCGGCAACUUUCCUUCGGGUGGUCGGCAGCGAGCUGAUUCAGAAGUACCUCGGAGAGGGCCCGAAGCUGGUCCGGGAGAUGUUUCGCGUUGCUCAGGAGCAUGCCCCUUCCAUCAUUUUCAUUGAUGAGAUCGAUGCCGUUGCCACGAAGCGGUAUGAUACCACAAGUGGUGGUGAGAAAGAGAUUCAGCGUACCAUGUUGGAGUUGCUGAACCAGCUAGAUGGCUUCGACGACCGGGGCGAUGUCAAGGUUAUCAUGGCUACCAACAGAAUGGAAUCGCUGGAUCCAGCCAUGAUUCGACCAGGCAGAAUAGAUCGGAAGAUCGAGUUUCCCCUGCCCGAUGAGAAGACGAAGCGGCGCAUCUUCCAAAUCCAUACGGGCAAAAUGACCCUCGCAGAUGACGUCAACUUAGAAGAGUUUGUCGUUGCCAAGGAUGACCUCAGCGGGGCAGACAUCAAGGCGAUUUGCACCGAAGCUGGCAUGCUCGCCCUCCGCGAACGUCGCAUGAAGGUGACACAGGCGGACAUGAGAAAAGCCAAGGAGAAGGCGCUGUACAAAAAGAAGGGGUCAUACCCCGAAGGCAUGUACCUCUAG